This is a messenger RNA of Mandrillus leucophaeus (drill), 4430 nucleotides long. It is a transcript of the gene LARP1B, whose product is annotated as La ribonucleoprotein domain family, member 1B. Gene Ontology annotation, biological process: mRNA stabilization; positive regulation of translation. Gene Ontology annotation, molecular function: RNA cap binding. The record is from RefSeq and is a predicted model, not a curated record. The transcript is spliced from 17 exons. The coding region runs from base 70 to 2637 and encodes 855 amino acids. Gene Ontology annotation, cellular component: cytoplasmic stress granule; cytosol. Lineage: Eukaryota; Metazoa; Chordata; Mammalia; Primates; Cercopithecidae.
UCCCUCAAAAUUAUAAAAGCAGGAAAACUCAAGACAAAGAAAUCCAACAAGGCUAGUGAUUUCAGCGAUAUGGAGAAUUGGCCAACACCAAGUGAAUUAGUGAACACUGGAUUUCAGAGCGUCCUCAGCCAAGGAAAUAAAAAGCCACAAAAUAGAAAAGAAAAAGAAGAGAAGGUUGAAAAGAGAAGUAACAGUGAGAGCAAAGAAAAUCGGGAAACAAAGUUAAAUGGUCCUGGUGAAAAUGUCAGUGAGGAUGAGGCUCAGUCAAGUAAUCAACGAAAGAGAGGUUGGAGGCGAGAUAGAGAAAAAAGAGAUGAUCAAGAUGAAGUUUCCAGUGUGAGAAGUGAGGGUGGUAAUAUCCGAGGUUCCUUUAAAGGUCGAGGAAGAGGCCGAGGACGGGGAAGAGGACGAGGCAGAGGAAAUCCUCGAUUGAACUUUGAUUAUUCAUAUGGUUAUCAAGAACAUGGUGAAAGGACUGAUCAACCAUUUCAAACAGAACUUAAUACCAGUAUGAUGUAUUACUAUGAUGAUGGUACAGGUGUACAGGUGUAUCCUGUGGAAGAAGCAUUGCUUAAAGAGUAUAUUAAGCGUCAAAUUGAAUAUUACUUCAGUGUAGAAAAUUUGGAACGAGACUUCUUUCUUCGGGGAAAGAUGGAUGAACAAGGUUUCUUGCCUAUUUCCCUGAUUGCUGGUUUUCAGCGUGUUCAGGCUCUCACUACAAACCUUAAUCUCAUCUUAGAGGCACUGAAGGAUAGCACAGAAGUAGAAAUUGUGGAUGAGAAAAUGAGAAAAAAGAUAGAACCAGAAAAAUGGCCAAUUCCAGGCCCUCCUUCACGCAAUGUGCCACCAACAGACUUCUCUCAACUGAUUGAUUGUCCAGAGUUUGUACCAGGCCAAGCCUUUUGCUCACAUACAGAGUCUGCCCCAAAUUCUCCAAGAAUUGGAAGCCCAUUGAGCCCAAAGAAAAAUAGCGAAACAAGUAUUCUUCAAGCAAUGUCUAGAGGUUUGUCCACCAGUUUGCCUGACUUGGACUCAGAACCUUGGAUAGAAGUUAAAAAGAGACAUCAGCCAGCACCAGUGAAAUUGAGGGAAUCAGUGUCUGUCCCUGAAGGGUCAUUAAAUCAGCUAUGUUCUUCAGAAGAACCAGAACAAGAAGAACUUGAUUUUUUGUUUGAUGAAGAGAUUGAACAAAUAGGACGAAAAAACACAUUUACUGAUUGGUCUGAUAAUGAUUCAGAUUAUGAAAUUGAUGACCAAGACUUAAACAAGAUUUUGAUUGUAACUCAGACACCACCUUAUGUGAAAAAACAUCCCGGAGGAGAUCGAACAGGCAACCACAUGUCUCGGGCAAAAAUCACAUCUGAACUUGCUAAAGUUAUCAAUGAUGGCUUAUAUUAUUAUGAACAGGAUCUAUGGAUGGAAGAAGAUGAAAACAAACAUACAGCCAUAAAGCAAGAAGUUGAGAACUUUAAGAAGCUAAAUCUCAUUAGUAAAGAGCAGUUUGAAAACCUAACACCUGAACUUCCUUUUGAGCCAAACCAAGAAGUUCCUGUAGCACCUUCACAGUCCAGGCAAGAUUUGACUGAUGAAUUAGCUCAGAAGCUAUUUGAUGUUUCAGAAAUAACUUCGGCAGCAAUGGUUUGUUCGUUGCCUACAGCAGUUCCAGAAUCUCCUAGAAUUCAUCCUACAAGAACACCCAAAACACCUCGAACACCUAGGUUACAAGAUCCUAACAAAACACCAAGAUUUUAUCCUGUUGUUAAAGAACCAAAAGCCAUUGAUGUAAAGAGUCCAAGAAAGAGAAAAACAAGGCAUAGCACAAAUCCCCCUCUAGAGUGUCAUGUUGGUUGGGUAAUGGAUUCCAGAGACCAUGGGCCAAGAACAUCCUCUGUCAGCACUUCAAAUGCUUCACCUUCAGAAGGCGCACCACUAGCAGGAAGUUAUGGAUGUACUCCUCAUUCAUUCCCAAAGUUCCAGCAUCCUUCUCAUGAACUUUUGAAGGAAAAUGGCUUUACCCAACAAGUGUACCACAAAUAUCGUCGAAGAUGCCUAAGCGAGAGAAAACGCUUGGGAAUUGGUCAGUCCCAAGAAAUGAAUACCCUCUUUCGUUUCUGGUCCUUUUUCCUCAGAGAUCACUUCAAUAAAAAAAUGUAUGAGGAAUUUAGACAACUUGCUUGGGAAGAUGCAAAAGAAAAUUACAGGUAUGGGUUAGAAUGUCUGUUCAGGUUUUAUAGUUAUGGACUGGAAAAAAAAUUCAGGCAAGAAAUUUUUCAGGAUUUCCAAGAAGAAACCAAAAAAGACUACGAAUCUGGUCAGCUGUAUGGACUAGAAAAGUUUUGGGCUUAUUUGAAAUAUUCACAAUCUACGACACAGUCUAUUGACCCAAAACUUCAGGAAUACCUCUGUAGUUUUAAGAGGUUAGAAGACUUCCGUGUUGAUCCCCCUAUUAGUGAGGAAUUUGGAAGAAAAAGACAUUCAUCUACUUCUGGUGAGGAGAGUAAUCGUCAUAGACUUCCACCUAAUUCCUCUACAAAGCCACCAAAUGCUGCUAAACCUACAUCUACCAGUCAGCUUCAGGUCCCAAUAAACGAUCCCAGAAGGAAUACUUCACCGGAGUCCAGUGACAAUUCACAUUAAACAGUGCUGCCCGUGGCCUGUGGUCUCAAGAAAUGGUGAAAUGCCUGAGAAAUAGACUCUUACGAAAGUUCUUUGUCCUUGAAGUCAACGUUUACAUCAGUAUUUAUUUAGGGAAAAUCUUCUGAUGUUUAAUUGAGAUAAUCAGAAAGAAGAAAAAGAAAGAAAAGUGGUAGCAUUUUUUCUAACAAGAUAAAUUCUAAAAAUGUUUUCCCUGAUUUCACAAACAAGGAUAGUCUUGGUGACCUUUUAUAGAGAUCCUCUAGUAAUGUAUUUUGAUCUCAGAUUUCUCUUUCAAAGCCAUGGUUUUACAAAAACAGCAUUCCUUAAAUAUAUUUAAAAAACAAUACAAGGAAUGCCUAACAUUUCAGCUCAUACUUCUUAAAGAAGAUAUAGUAUGUUGUAUUCUUCUAUUCUAUAGAGCUUUCUUAAAGAAUCCACAAUCCAAUUACCCCACUGUCAAUUCAUAUUUGAACUUACCAAAAACAAAGGAGGAUUACGUAUAUAUUUUUUAAAUUCAAAAAAGAAUAUGAAAUUAUACAUUUAGUAUUUCUUUGAGACAUAUAGUUUAAACUUUUUUUUUAAACAAAAGUAGGAAUAUAUAGCAAGAUUAUAGUUACAGUGAGUAUAUGCACUUUUGAUGCUAGGUUUUGCUUUUCUCCCCCCAGUCAUAUCUCAUGAUUUCCACAGUUGUUGUAUUGGUGCGGAGUUUUCUGAAUUGGCAUAAGCUGAUUACAUAUUAGAGGUUUAUUUUUAUGAUUCUAUAUAAACGUGCACAAGUAAUUUAAAACCUACAUUGGGGUUGGUUGGAAUAUUGUCCUGAACUAAUUAAAUCUUGCACUGUUUUGAAUGCAUCUGCUAUUUAUACAUCUGCAAGUGGGUAGGUCAUAAGGAGUCAGAUUAUCUUUAAUUUAAAAUGAAUACUUAGUUUUACCUUUUUAUUUUUGUUUAAUUUUGUUUUGUCUUUAUAAAUGUUUUCAAGAGUUAUAGCAAAUUGAUUUCUAAUUUUUAUUGCUAUUACAACUGAUGUAAAUGAUAGUUUCAGUUUUUGUGAGAUUAAAAAAAUAAAGCACUUAUUCUGAAUUUUUUGAAUUUUGAAUUAUUUUUAUUUAGAAUAUAGUUGAAAAGCUGUAAUAUUCAGUUUUGCUGGUAAAAGACCAUUAAUUUUUGUGAAUGAAGUUUCAAUUAUAAACUUACAUCCACUUUUAUUGAGCACUACAUAAUUUACAGAUAUUUUGUUGUAUUGGCAAAAGCAAGUGGUUUCAUUAUGCUAGAUUAAUUUGUAUUUUCUUUUUGAGCAGAUUGGAUGUCUUGUUCUUAUAAAUUAUAAUAUUGAAAUGCGUAUAAUCUUUGGAUGGAUGGGCUGUUAAUUUGUAAAUAGGUUUUCAGUAAGUUAUUUCUCAUAAGUAAUAAUUGGCAAUUUUAUAAUAUUUACUGCUUGGAGGGUCAUUUUGAUGCUUUAAAUUGCUGAAAUACUCAAAUUUGAAUAUUCAGAAAAUAAAUUUAUUUAGAUAUAUUGUAAAGAGACUGCAAAACAAGCAAUGGGUUAGAAUAAUAGAUCUUCAAGUCUUUUCUUAAAUGGGAUAUGUAGUUCCAGCUUUUCAGUGAGAAAUUUCCAAACCAUGCUUGUUAGCUUUAAAUGGUCUCUUGAAAUGAUCUAUAAAUUUUUCUCAGUGUCCUUUUUGUGUUGAACACACACAUCUGAAACCUGUAUUUAACCAGAUAUUUCUACUCAACUGAAUAUACAAGUGUAAAUUUGAUUGGAAAAUUGUGUAUUAUAAAUGAAAAUACAAUAA